AUGCUUCGGAUGCUUCGCCAUGGAAUAGAUCGAUUCAGUUCCCCUUCUUUUCUGGUGCACUCGCUUUGUAUCUCCGACACACAAGGAAGGACGCGGUGGGAAGAAAGCUGCCCUAGCCUCUGUCUGGUCGAUCAUUUCGCUGGCAUCUUGCAUUCAUGCCUCCGUUUGACUGCCGCUCGGGAAUGUAGUUGUAGAUACGUGAGUCUUAGUGGGUCGUUGGCUCCACCUCUUAUCUCCUUCUACGACAUGUUGUAG
Triticum turgidum subsp. durum (durum wheat) is the source of this 255-nucleotide messenger RNA. The record is from the annotation of a GenBank genome assembly. NCBI's taxonomy places the organism in Eukaryota, Viridiplantae, Streptophyta, Magnoliopsida, Poales, Poaceae.